CCACGGGUUUCUAAAGCCUCCGUUGUUCGUGUUUGUUUUUUAAACUUGCAUAUAUGAUGUUGAUUCAGGGAUCAGAAAUCUGAAAGGACCCAACGCUGUAAAACAGUAUUAUUCAUGGGGACAGAAUGUUCAUCGGCGUGACCCAGUACUAAAUACAUUCAUUAGACGGGAUUCUUUUCACUGCGAUUAGACACAUGGCUGGAUUCAGAUUGAAGAGACAAUGGCAUAUAAAACGCAUACUAAUGUCUGAAGAAAAAGAAGAGUUCACGCAGAGAUUUUUCGUUUUUUUACAGUGGAAUUCUUAUUGAAUUCUCAGUGGUUCCUCUUGCAUAAGCGAGAUAAAGUGAGAAAGUGAAAGCUGGAAAUGAAACGGGUGAUUGGAUAUAGCAGAAAUCUAUUUUAAGUUAGCAACCUCCACAAACUUAAGGACUAUAUUGUCCCUUUCAUAAAGACAUUCUUUAAAAACGACAUUUUUUAUUAGCUAUUAAUGUUAUGUAAAAAUAUGUAAAUUGUCAACUAGAAAACAUAUAAGUAAUGUUCUCAGUGCUUGUAGGAUAGCCUAAUUUGCACAGAAAGAAAUGCUGCUAAUUUUAGAAAAAGAACAAAUACAAACUUAUGAAAAGUUAACAAAUUAAUUUCAUGCACUACUGCCAAACAUGCAAACCUGGGUUAUGUCCAGGAAUAAAAUAACGAUCAUAAUGACUAUAGAGAUAAAAUACACUGCAUUGAACCUACAGACGUUACACAUAUAUUGUUAAAGUUGGAACAUUUAUAAAAUGCAACAGUCUUUGAAAACAUUUUCGUCUUCUAUAAAUAGCAGAGUUUCUGUAAUAACUGUUACAUAUUAUAACUAAAUUGAGUCACAAUUCAGUUAAAUUGCAUUAGCUACUUUAAACGCGUUUCUUCGUAUAUGUUUUACAGUAUCAGUUAAGAGUAAACUUCUGUUUUCAGAAGACGUCAUUUAAAAAAAAACGGCAACGGGUCUAAAAUAAAAGUUGGUCUUGAGUAAUUUGUCUCAGCUUUUGUUAAGGCACACUCUGAGAAAUUGAAUGCAGAAAGGCGGGGUUUUCUCCUCUGCUCCUUUGUAAAUCAAUAGCUGCACGGUUUUGAAUGGUCACUCUGAGGCUAGAGGGGCAGCACUCGAGCUGGGAAGCGUUUUGUCUGCAUUGAAGAAAAGCAGCAGAUUUUUUAGGCAGGGGCGGGAGAUCUGGGACAGUCAGUCUGCAGACAGGCAUCACAGAAGACAAGAGUUCUCACAGCGCCAACAGAAACCGUAAUCCUGCUACAGACAGAUGCUUUGUAAAUUAGACUUUGCAACACACCGGGCUGCGUGAUCAAUAGUUCUAACUCGAGUUAAGAUGCUUUUCAAUUGAUACGAGUCUUCAACUGGAUAAGUUUUCUGUUGUUGUUUUUUUUUUUUUUUUUUUUUUUUUACCUAUCUUGUUUAAUUACUUUAAAGAGAAAAUAGUGAAAACGUGACUUUUGCAGUGCUGGGAGUUCUGUGAAGCUGAUUCAACAAACAGGGAACUUCACAAACUUGAAGGAUUUAAUAUGUGCUAGACUUAAGCAACUUGUUUAGGCAUUUUCCAGGAAAUAUUUAUAACAAGCCUGUUGGAAGCAGAAUCAAGAAUGUGCAGCAACAAAGGAAACUUAUAUUUGUGUUUAUUUUUUCUGAAUGCACUACUGGUGGUUAUGCUGUUAACCCAGGAUGCUGCAGGUAAGACUUUAAAAUAUAAAUUAUAUGAGGAACAGAGAGUGGGGACUGUGAUUGCUCGAUUAAGGGAAGAUGUGGUUGAAGUGUUAUCUAAACUACCUAGCCCCCUUUCGGUCCGUUUCCGAGCAAUGCAGAGAGGGAGCACCCCUUUGCUCUUGGUUCGGGAGGAAGACGGGGAGAUCAGCAUUGGGGAGAAAAUUGACCGUGAACUGCUCUGCCAGAAAAACCUCAAUUGUACAAUCGAAUUUGACGUGAUUACACUACCAACGGAGCACUUGCAGCUGUUCCACGUUGAAGUGGAAGUUCUGGACAUUAAUGACAAUUCCCCCCAGUUCUCCAGGUCAGUUAUUCCUAUUGAGAUCUCAGAAAGUGCCGCUGUAGGAACACGGAUCCACUUGGACAGCGCUACUGACCCAGAUGUUGCUGAAAAUUCCCUUCACACUUACUCCUUGUCUCAAAAUGAGCAUUUUGAUAUUGAAGUGCGAACUAGGACUGAUGGGGCUAAGUAUGCAGAACUUAUUGUGGUUAGAGAACUGGACAGAGAGAUCCAGUCAAGCUAUGAGCUCCAGCUAUUGGCCUCUGACACUGGUGUACCUCCCAGAUCUGGCUCAACUCUUCUUAAAAUUAGUAUUUCUGAUUCAAAUGAUAACAGUCCUGUUUUCGAAGAACAAUCAUAUGUUAUCCAUUUACAAGAAAACUCACCUGUGGGGUCUUUGCUGCUAGACCUCAAUGCCACAGAUCCAGAUGAGGGCGCUAAUGGGAAAGUAGCAUAUUCUUUCAGUAGCCAUGUGUCUCCUAAAAUCCUGGAGACAUUUAAGAUGAACCCAGAAAAUGGCCACCUUAUUCUUCUUAAGCCACUCAACUUUGAAGUCACCAAGUCCUAUGAGAUUGAUGUCCAGGCUCAAGACUUGGGACCUAAUUCUAUCCCAGCUCACUGCAAGAUUAUCAUAAAAGUUGUAGAUGUCAAUGAUAACAAACCUGAAAUCAGCAUCAACUUAAUGACUCAGGGGAAGGAGGAAGUGGCCUAUAUUUCUGAAGGGGCAGCAAAAGACACUUUUGUGGCUUUGGUAAGGGUUCAAGACAGGGACUUUGGUUUGAAUGGAGAAGUUGUCUGUAAGCUACAUGGGCAUGGUCACUUUAAACUUCAAAAGACCUAUGAAAACAAUUACAUGAUCCUGACCAAUGCUACAUUAGACAGAGAAAAGAGAUCUGAAUACAGUCUCACUGUUAUUGCAGAAGACAAAGGGAUCCCCAGUCUCUCUACAAUUAAACACUUCACAGUUCAGGUGCUGGAUGAAAACGACAAUCCACCACGUUUUCAGAAAAACAGGUAUGAGAUCUUCAUGUCUGAAAACAAUUACCCCGGAGCCUAUAUCACUUCAGUGAUGGCCAGUGACCCCGAUCUUGGAGAAAAUGGACAUGUUACCUACACAAUUUUGGAAAGCUUUAUUUUAGGGAGCUCCAUUACCACCUAUGUAACCAUUGACCCUUCCAAUGGGGCCAUUUACGCUCUCAGAACAUUUGAUCAUGAAGACAUCAACAGAAUUGCUUUUGUUGUUCAAGCAAGGGAUGGUGGUAGCUACCAGCUUAGUAGCAACACCACAGUGGUCCUCACAGUUAUAGAUGAAAAUGAUAAUGCACCAGUUAUUGUCGUGCCAGCACUGCACAACCAUACUUCUGAAAUCUCCAUCCCUAAAUAUGCUGAGCUUGGAUACCUAGUCACAGCCAUUAGGGCCACUGACAGGGAUUCUGGUAUUAAUUCUGAACUGAGUUGCUUUAUUGUAUCUGGCAAUGAAGAUAACAUCUUCACCAUGGACCCAAAGAAGUGUGAGAUCUAUACCAAUGUUACUAUGGAAGACUUUCCCCACCAAGAAAUUGAAAUUGUGGUAGUGGUUCAAGAUAAGGGAAGCCCACAGCUUAAUGCCAAAGCAACCUUUAAGUGUAUUUUGUAUGAAAGCCUGGAUAUUCUUUUCCAGCCCACACCAACAGCCAGCAGCCAGCCUGCUCUUGAUGUCUCUAUGAUUAUCAUUAUUUCUUUAGGAGCCAUUUGUGCAGUCCUCUUAGUCAUAAUGGUGAUUUUUGCUACCAGAUGCAACCGAGAAAAGAAAGAUACAAGAUCAUAUAACUGCAGGGUGGCUGAAUCCACUUAUCAAAAUCAUCCCAAGAAACCAUCAAGGCAGAUACACAAAGGAGACAUCACUCUAGUGCCAACUGUUAAUGGCACGCUGCCCAUAAGAUCUCAUCACAGGUCACCCUCAUCGUCACCAACCAUGGAGAGAGGCCAGAUGAGCAGCAGGCAGAGCCAUCACAGCCGCCAAUCACUGAACAGCUUGGUGACCAUCUCAUCCAAUCACAUACCGGAGAAUUUCUCACUGGAACUUGCACACACCACUCAACCAGUUGAGCAAGUCUCACAGCUUCUGUCCAUGCUUCAUCAGGGCCAGUACCAGCCAAGACCAAGUUUCCGUGGGAAUAAAUAUUCAAGAAGCUACAGAUAUGCCCUUCAAGACAUGGACAAGUUCAGUCUUAAGGACAGUGGUCGGGGAGACAGUGAGGCUGGGGACAGUGAUUAUGAUCUAGGCAGAGACUCUCCAAUUGACAGACUUCUUGGUGAAGGAUUCGGUGAACUUUUUCUGACAGAUGGCCAUCACAGACUUCAUCCAGCUAUGAAGCUCUGCACAGAUGAAUGUAGGGUACUCGGGCACUCAGAUCAGUGCUGGAUGCCACCAUUGCCCUCUCCAGCUUCGUCUGACUACAGAAGUAACAUGUUUAUACCUGAGGAGGACCCCCAGCAGCCUUCAGUAGAAGAGGACAGCCAGUCCAUAGAUUCCAAUGACAGAAAGAAGAGCUUUUCCACUUUUGGCAAAGACUCUAAUAGCAGCAACGAGGAGGCAAGAGACCUUUGCAGCACCCCUCUCCUUUCAGAAAUGAACAGUGUCUUCCAGCGCUUACUGCCUUCGUCAUUGGAUUCUUACACAGAGUGCAACGAGGUGGAAAGAAUGAGCUCCCUAGAGCGCAAAAAGGGACAUUUGCCAGGGAAAUCUUUAUCUUACCCCCAAGGGGUGGCAGCUUGGGCAGCUAACACUAAUUUCCAAAACCCAGGAAGCAGUACGGGGCCGAUUCAAGUGAAUCACGUGAGUGCACAGCCCCCCUCCAAGUGGCUGCCAGCCAUGGAGGAAAUCCCAGAGAACUACGAAGAGGACGAUUUUGACAACGUCCUGAAUCAGCUCCACGUGAGCUGGAGUGACAGUAAACAUGAAAUAAUGGAUGCCAGUGAAUUGGUUACCGAAAUUAACAAACUUUUACAAGAUGUCCGUCAGAGCUAGACAUGACAGCUGAACCUUUUAAUGUUUUUCCAUAUUUAUGGGAGUCCGGAAAACAAAAGAGAACUGCAAUUACCAUUCAGUUGCAUUUAUGAUGUAAAUGUGUAUGCGAAUGCUAAUUAUUGGAAUAUGUUGUAUUUUCUUGUUCUGUACACAGUGUACACAAUGUGAGUGUAAUUAUCUUUGUAUUUUAAAAAUACAUUUGUACUCCUAUAUUCAUAUUAUAUAAAUUUAAUCAAAGUCUAUUUUUAUAUUCUUAUUGCAUGUUGAAAUGGAUAAAAAGUAUCCUGAUUUUUUAAACGUUGUUCAAUAAAUAAAGUUUUUGCUUUUUAAA
Molecule: messenger RNA, 5371 nt
Organism: Acipenser ruthenus (sterlet)
Lineage: Eukaryota; Metazoa; Chordata; Actinopteri; Acipenseriformes; Acipenseridae
Product: protocadherin-18-like
Exons: 4
Coding region: 1630-5040 (1136 amino acids)
Biological process (GO): homophilic cell-cell adhesion
Cellular component (GO): plasma membrane
Molecular function (GO): calcium ion binding
Source: RefSeq, a predicted model, not a curated record